GCUAAAUGUCCAAAUGAUGGAAACCUCACCACAUAUCAAGGAAUAUUGAAGAGUCCAGGAUUUCCAAAAUCUUCGUACCAAGCAGACACAGUUUGCAUUUGGGUGAUAACUGCGCCAAGAGGCGGCAAAGUCAAAUUUGCAAUAUCAACAAUGGAGUUGGAGGACUGUUCUUUGUGCCGUUGUGAUUACGUUGAAGUCAGGGACGGUGCCACGGCUAAUAGUCAACUUAUCGGCAGGUUUUGUGACGAAGAGAGAGUAAAUCUUUAUUCAGAAGGAAGACACAUGUGGGUGAAAUUUAGAUCAGAUGUGGCGAUGGAAUAUCGAGGAUUCUCUGCCAGCUUUUCUUACUUGAAAUUACGAAAAAGUGAGUUUGUGAUCACCGGUUCACACAGUCCACAAUCCAACAAUGUUGUGUAAGCCUAAGAUGUAGGCAUUUUUAAUGCAGCAUGUUUAAAUGUAUAGCAAUUAUCUGGAAGAUGUAAUCAUCAGAAAAAUGCGUGGACAUCAUUUACUAUUCGUAACCGAUAAAGCGGCAAAUUUGAAUGCGACCUCGCUUUCAUGAGCCCUAAAUUAGAGAUGAAUUGGCCAAAAUUGGCCCACAAGGCUUCGUAGAACCCACUUCGUGGAACCAACUGAGUUUUAGAAAAGCUUACUUGAUGAUCAAAGACAGUCAUUUUCGGAGUGUAGUAAUUUAAUGCUUUUUUCCGUCUUGUCACAAGAGUGAGACAGUGCAAGAAAAAAAAGUGUCAGUGAGUCCUCAUGAGGAAUCGAACUUCCGAUCUCCGGAUUCCGCACUCCUUUCUUAUUAAAGUUACGUAUAUGACACUUUCAAAACCGCACACCGUAGCAGCGCAAAAAACUUGGCUUACCACAAAGCUUCUGUGGCUCAGUUAUAAAGCAUCAGAGCGCGGAAUCCGAUGAAGACUAAGAAUUUUUUCUUUGCCUCACGCUCGAGACGAGACGAAAAACAUUCUUUUCUGGUUAUAAGCAAAACUGUAACAAAAUCACCAUCAUUCGGGCCCUCGCAACUUGAAAACGUCUUUUCUUUUCCGGUAAAAACAUCGGUGACACGUACGCGAACGGCUAAUGUAUACUGUUCGAUUCAUCUAACUUUUUGGUAUAUCUAACUGUAAAGAAACACAGAAAAAUCCACUUGUUAUCUGCGGGAGCAUAUUCUUAUGAGUGAGACACAAGCAAAUUAUACUUGUUUUCACGUUUGUAUAUGAUCUCUUUAACUCAUAUCUCCUCUUCUAAUUUUGGUUUCUGCAGAGGAACCUUUCAUUAUGCAGGCAAAUGGAUCAUCCCAACUCAUAGCUAGUUCAAAAAGUCCAGCUGUUUGUGGCUCUGAUAAAAAAUGCAUAUGGAUAAUUUCCGCUCGUGAAAGAUGUAAAGUUCAAAUCUCAAUAAAAUCAUUUGCCUUCCUGAAUUGUUUGGGACCAUUUGUGGAGAUCAGAGACGGCCCUAGCUCUUCUAGUCCAUCAAUUGGAAGGUUUUGUGGAGAUGAGAAGCCUCCGCCAGAAAUCUACUCCAUAGGAAAUAAUCUAUGGAUAACUUUUGAAUACAACUCUACGAGAGACUUACAAAUGAAUGGUUUCCAGCUCUUGUACAAAGAAGUACAAUGCACCAAUAAACCACAGAUAGGAUUCUUCACUGAGCCUUUGAAUUCUGGUAAGGAUUAAUCCACUUUGCAAUCAUCAGCACUAAAAUAUAAGAAAACUAUAUAACGCGGUGCUUGACCUGAGACCAAGCACACCUACCUAGAGACAGUCUGUAUUUAUCACCUGGGGAAGGGAGGGGGGGGGGGAGAGUUGAAGGAUUUUGAGCUGAGGAUCACAUGGUUUUCAAGAGAACGGGGGGAGGAUCAGUUGUUGUAAACAGAGUAUAACUGGAGGCUAUAGAAAAUUGAAUGCCAAUUAACUGCCACAAAGGUUUGAAAAGAACCCAUUUUAGCAAGUUACCAUUUCUAGGUUUUGUAGUAAACUUUUACAUUACUCUCUAGUUAAUACAAUUUUCUCUUUUUAGCUAAAUGUCCAAAUGAUGGAAACCUCACCACAUAUCAAGGAAUAUUGAAGAGUCCAGGAUUUCCAAAAUCUUCGUACCAAGCAGACACAGUUUGCAUUUGGGUGAUAACUGCGCCAAGAGGCGGCAAAGUCAAAUUUGCAAUAUCAACAAUGGAGUUGGAGGACUGUUCUUUGUGCCGUUGUGAUUACGUUGAAGUCAGGGACGGUGCCACGGCUAAUAGUCAACUUAUUGGCAGGUUUUGUGACGAAGAGAGAGUAAAUCUUUACUCAGAAGGAAGACACAUGUGGGUGAAAUUUAGAUCAGAUGUGGCGAUGGAAUAUCAAGGAUUCUCUGCCAGCUUUUCUUACUUGAAAUUACGAAAAAGUGAGUUUGUGAUCACCGGUUCACACAGUCCACAAUCCAACAAUGUUGUGUAAGCCUAAGAUGUAGGCAUUUUUAGUGCAGCAUGUUUAAAUGUAUAACAAUUAUCUGGAAGAUGUAAUCAUCAGAAAAAUGCGUGGACAUCAUUUACUAUUCGUAACCGAUAAAGCGGCAAAUUUGAAUGCGACCUCGCUUUCAUGAGCCCUAAAUUAGAGAUGAAUUGGCCAAAAUUGGCCCACAAGGCUUCGUAGAACCCACUUCGUGGAACCAACUGAGUUUUAGAAAAGCUUACUUGAUGAUCAAAGACAGUCAUUUUCGGAGUGUAGUAAUUUAAUGCUUUUUUCCGUCUUGUCACAAGAGUGAGACAGUGCAAAAAAAAAAAGUGUCAGUGAGUCCUCAUGAGGAAUCGAACUUCCGAUCAUCGGAUUCCGCACUCCUUUCUUAUUAAAGUUACGUAUAUGACACUUUCAAAAUCGCACACCGUAGCAGCGCAAAAAACUUGGCUUACCACAAAGCUUCUGUGGCUCAGUUAUAAAGCAUCAGAGCGCGGAAUCCGAUGAAGACUAAGAAUUUUUUCUUUGCCUCACGCUCGAGACGAGACGAAAAACAUCCUUUUCUAGUUAUAAGCAAAACUGUAACAAAAUCACCAUCAUUCGGGCCCUCGCAACUUGAAAACGUCUUUUCUUUUCCGGUAAAAACAUCGGUGACACGUACGCGAACGGCUAAUGUAUACUGUUCGAUUCAUCUAACUUUUUGGUAUAUCUAACUGUAAAGAAACACAGAAAAAUCCACUUGUUAUCUGUGGGAGCAAAUUCUUAUGAGUAAGACACAAGCAAAUUAUACUUGUUGUUUACACGUUUGUAUAUGAUCUCUUUAACUCACAUCUCCUCUUCUAAUUUUGGUUUCUGCAGAGGAACCUUUCAUUCUGCAGGCAAAUGGAUCAUCCCAACUCAUAGCUAGUUCAAAAAGUCCAGCUGUUUGUGGCUCUGAGAAAAAAUGCAUAUGGAUAAUUUCCGCUCGUGAAAGAUGUAAAGUUCAAAUCUCACUAAAAUCAUUUGCCUUCCUGAAUUGUUUGGGACCAUUUGUGGAGAUCAGAGACGGCCCUAGCUCUUCUAGUCCAUCAAUUGGAAGGUUUUGUGGAGAUGAGAAGCCUCCGCCAGAAAUCUACUCCAUAGGAAAUAAUCUAUGGAUAACUUUUGAAUACAACUCUACCAGAGACUUACAAACGAAUGGUUUCCAGCUCUUGUACAAAGAAGUACAAUGCACCAAUAAACCACAGAUAGGAUUCUUCACUGAGCCUUUGAAUUCUGGUAAGGAUUAAUCCACUUUGCAAUCAUCAGCAUUAAAAUAUAAGAAAACUAUAUAACGCGGAGCUUGACCUGAGACCAAGCGCACCUACCUGGAGACAGUCUAUAUUUAUCACCUGGGGAAGGGGGGGGGGGAGAGUUGGAGGAUUUUGAGCUGAGGAUCACAUGGUUAUCAAGGGAACGGGGGGAGGAUCAGUUGUUGUAAACAGAAUAUAACUGGGGGCUAUAGAAAAUUGAAUGCCAAUUAACUGCCAACAAAGGUUUGAGGGCAGGGGGGGUCAUGAGAUUAUCACAAGGCCAUGAGGAGGGAUCGGGUCAAUUUUCUCGUGACGCAUCUCCAACCCUUCCCCCCCUCCCUAGGUGAUAAAUUAUGACAGGUCCUUUUGGGGUAUUGUGGAAAUUUUUGAGGAUUGCCUCUAUGAGAUUUUUUUUGGGGGGAAGGGUGCGGAAAUUCUAUUUCCAACCCUCCCCUGGGAACAGUAUCAUAAAUGAAAUUAUGACAAAACGUUUUUGAAAUAUGUUUUUUAACUUAAUACCUUUAAAAUAAGAAACUGGUGUCAGUUUGGACGUCAAUCCCCUUCUUUGAACUUGUGAGCAAGACGAGGCUAAUAUAGGUGCCCCUACCUCGACGGGAAAAUUCGGACACCGCAAAUUCAAUGUGAAGAGUUUUCAUUCCGUCUUUCAUAAUUCCCUGAACCAUCCAAUCUGAUUUUUCACUUUCCGCAAAACUGAGUGAUAUCUUAAGACAUCAUUGUUAGAUUUCCGUGGAUAAGCACGCGUGUAUGUGCUUGUGUGCCCGCAAUGCUGCUGAUGGAUUUGAUUAAUUAAGUAAAUUUACCACACGAAGUUCUUUUGUUCCACAUUCAUAUAAGGCUAACAGUAAGGCAAGUAAAAAACAAAGAAGAGCUGUGCGAGGGAAGACGGGGGUAGGGUGCAAUUUAAUGACUAGGAUAGAUUAUUUUUCUGCUAAGAAUUCUAUUUUAAUUUUGCAGAUCAUUGGAAAAGUAUGGCCGUUGGAAUCGGCUGCACAAGUUUAUUUCUUUUUGUUGUUCUCGUGUGGUGUUUUCUGAAGGUAGCAAGCAAUUCCAGUCGCUUUGUAGAAUUCGAGCGAACAAUGUCACUGAUUGAGCAGAAUCCAACAGAGUCCUCCAUUGCGGAAACAUGUUUUACUAACGACAGAGAUCUGUGA
Pocillopora meandrina is the source of this 4878-nucleotide messenger RNA. NCBI's taxonomy places the organism in Eukaryota, Metazoa, Cnidaria, Anthozoa, Scleractinia, Pocilloporidae. The record is from the annotation of a GenBank genome assembly.